This is a messenger RNA of Nelumbo nucifera (sacred lotus), 798 nucleotides long. Its product is annotated as TSL-kinase interacting protein 1-like. Gene Ontology annotation, biological process: pattern specification process. Gene Ontology annotation, molecular function: chromatin binding. Lineage: Eukaryota; Viridiplantae; Streptophyta; Magnoliopsida; Proteales; Nelumbonaceae. Gene Ontology annotation, cellular component: nucleus. The record is from RefSeq and is a predicted model, not a curated record.
CAAGCAAUGGGACUAUGCUAUCCUCGCUAGCUUGGGCUGACAGUUUAACUAAUAUAAGCAUUGGAGGUCUUCUGUCAGAAGCCUCUCUGCAGGGGAAUAUUAAUCAAUGCGAUCCAGUGCCAACUGCAAAUCAAUCAUCCUUGCAGCAGCUUCCAUUUAGCUCUGAUUCAUUUGAUGCUGCUAUAGCUGCUCAUAUAUAUAGUCGUCAUCAAGGACCAACACCACCUUCCCUUCUAUCACACUCAUCAAUUUUGGAUGCAGAGGAAACAUGCCAUGCAUUUUCAUUUCAAAAAUUCUCGUUGUCUGGCAAAGAGAUCGUGUCUUCAUCUAUAAGUGGUUCUUCCAGGGGUUGCAGUCAGGAUGCAUGUUCCAAGUCAUUCAAAUUUCCCAAUUUUGUUGAGGUGGGAGUGAAAACUGGAAACACACAAGAUCAGACUCAAGAACCUAAAGCAGAUACACGGCCCCAGACACAAGGAGCAGAUAAUGGUGAAAACAGCCUUGGGAUGUCAGAUAUCAAUCGGACUGAUUCUUUGUGGUCUCUAGACCUAAGCUUGUCAUCGUCCCGGCAGAUUAUUAAAGGAGAUAGUGUUAGCCUUGGUGGUUUGUUAUCCAACAGUCUAGAUGCAUUUCAAAGCCGUUCAUUCUUUCUAAGAGACGAAAUGGUUCCUCCCACUUGAGAAGAAACAAGACAGGCUAUCUCAUGAAAAAUCAAUUAUUCUGAUGCGUUAAGUGUUUACAGAGCAUAUGACAUUGUUAUUUUUUCAUUCAGACAUUAUUAAGCUUUUGUAGCACAUUAUU